Fusarium fujikuroi IMI 58289 is the source of this 2133-nucleotide messenger RNA. Its product is annotated as related to heterokaryon incompatibility protein (het-6OR allele). The transcript has a single exon. Lineage: Eukaryota; Fungi; Ascomycota; Sordariomycetes; Hypocreales; Nectriaceae. Bases 1 to 2133 code for a protein of 710 amino acids. The record is from RefSeq and is a predicted model, not a curated record.
AUGAAAUCCUCCGGAUAUUGUCGUAGCCCUAUCAAUGAACAAGUAUCCAAGGCGAUUUAUAGGAAUCUUGACAACAGCCGUCAAGAAAUUCGGCUGCUUAGUGUCCACCCUCCUAUUGAUCCCGGUGCCUCACUUAGUUGCACCCUCCUGCACGCAGAGCUGAGUCCAGAUACUGCUUCAACUCGGCCAAGCUAUGAAGCGCUGUCUUACGUCUGGGGGCAUCCCGACCUUUCAGAGCCAAUCUCCCUCAACAGUCAUCCCUUUUGUAUUACGCCCAGUCUGAAAUAUGCUUUGACCUCACUCCGGCAAAGGCAUAAGGCUAGGGUCCUCUGGGUAGAUGCAAUAUGCAUCAACCAACUGAAUGAUAAGGAGCGCGGCGAGCAGGUAGGUCUGAUGAGGCAUUUCUACUCGAGUUGUGAGAGAGACAUAGCGUGGCUAGACCCAAUGGCUGCCAUGAGGUUACAGGACAAGACCCCUUACACUCCACAGUCCAUCGAAAAGGAAGAGCAGAGAGUAAAAGAAGGAAUGGAUUUCAUGAAAAGGUUCAAUCGAAAUGGUCAAAGGCUCAAAGCUACUCAAGAUUUAUAUCGGAUAAUAGGGAACCCUACUUUUACAAAGGUACAGAAAGCACUGGUAGCGCUAUUUGGAAGCCCAACUCUGUGGAGUCGCCUCUGGGUAAUGCAGGAACUUUCACUAGCACCGCGGGUAACUAUGAUCUGUGGUAGAGCUGAACUCGAAUGGUCUUGCUUGACCGACUUUCUCAAAGAUGAACCUUAUAUCGGUGCGUUCCAUACAGACUAUCCGACUCAUUCGAUGUCCUACUAUAGGAGCUUCAGCAAGGUCUUCCUUCCAGCAAAGCGGAUCGAAGAUCAGCGUCGGAUAUUGAGUCAACGUGGCAAGAUUACCUCAGACUUCCUCGAUGUCCUGACGCGUUUUAGGGCCAAGGAAUCUACAGAUCCGAGGGAUAAGAUCUACGGACUCCUUGGACUAGUAGCACCAGACCCUGGUAUUGAGGUCAAUUACACCCAGCCGUUGGUGGAUGUGUAUAAGAGAACGACUCUGUCACUCAUAAACUAUUCUGGGAAUCUCGAUAUCAUCUGCCAAAAUCCUUUUGAACUCUGGGGAGGUCCUAGGGCGCUUGAACAUUUUAGCGUGGGAGAUCUCCCUUCCUGGGCUGCUGAGUUUGACGCAAAACCCGAAACUUGUGUGCCAGUUCUUUUUGCACAGCGCGAUAUAUUCGCUGCUGGAAGUAAGCACUGCACGACUCCUUGCCGGGUUCUGGGGCACGGUGAAAAUAUGCUAGCUUUGAGAGGCGUGAAGCUAGGGAAUGUCGGACCGAUCCUCCAGAGACGUGUUAUUAUUUCUCCCGGCCUAGGAAAGCAGGAACUUACUGAAAGUCACUUCAAAAAAGGGGGUUGGAACCGAUUUAUUAGAAGUGAAGAAAGGGAAGCAGGAUUCUUAAUGGAGGUGUAUUUGGGCAAGGAGGCCGUACGAAACCCCGACAGUAGGCUCUAUGAGCCGAAGUUUGGUGGCAGUAGGAGUGAGGAAAUUCUUUCGGAGCCGGAGAUCCAAUUCUCCUCAGUAAGACCUCAUGGUCCGCACGAGUCUAUGUGCGAAACAGCCUUUUGCGCAUUUUUGCGGACCCUUUUCAGGGACUGUACGCAUCCGCCCCGGAUACGCCGCCUACGGGACUCAGAAAUUGCCUCUCUUCAAGUGCACAAUCGCGACUAUACCAGUCAAGGGUUCAUCGGCGGUUUGAAGAACUAUAAGGUCCGUGACAACUGGCGACUUUCCAGAUAUGCGUUUAGUCAUGAUCCCGAGGCUGAAGAUAAGAUGCAGUUAGCAUAUGUUGGCUACGCGCCGUACAACAGGGAUCUCAUGUUCACAAUGACAGAUAAUGGAGUGUUUCUGCUGGUGCGACCGCAUGUGCAGCAAGGCGAUAUUGUGGUGGUUCUGGAUGGCGCCAAAGUCCCAAUGAUUCUAAGGAAGGCUGAGUUGAAUCGGCAAGGCGGGGAUGACAUAGCGGUUUAUAGGAUUGUGUGUUCAGCCUAUGCGCAUGGUUUCAUGGAUGGCGAGGCAGGGGAGAUGGUUGAUCAGGGGAGGUUAGAAAAGCAGGAUAUCUUCAUUGUCUAA